AGCUCGAAUAGCAUGGUCGAGCUCGAGCCGGGCUCGAUACUCGAGCCAGGCUCGAGUUUUAGUUACUCAAAAAUAUUUGAGUGCUCGAAAAAUUCAAGUGCUCAAAAUUAUUUUAGGUUUAAUACUGCACGUGUCGGAUGGAAUUUGGUUCAAGUUCGGAUUGAUUCUGCUCAGCUCUGCUAGAAAAACGAAAAGCUUGAAAUACUCGAUCGAGCUUUUUGCACAACUCUAAUAUAUAUCAUAUCAAUUAUACCUUAUUAGUAAUUUGCGUUUUUCAUAUUCAAAUUUCGCGCGUUACCGACGGUGUGUUGAAUUUAAGAAGCUUCACUUAGCCACCGCACAUACAGGUUAAUGAGAGUGCACGGUGGGGUGAGCGCGUAGUGGGGGAACCGCUUGGCGGGGAGAGAGCCCUACGAGGGUGACUAACACGCAGUAGAGAGCUCAUUCCAGAUCGCGGAGAGGCAUGGAGCGGUCUAAGAUGGAGAGCUGCCGGUGCUACCACUGCCUCGUGAGGAUGGUAUCUGAGUACAAUUUGCAGCAUGAAGGUAACGAGGUGCCAUUCCCCGCAACUCCUCCAGGGUCGACCCAGUCACAGUGGCACCAGGUGGUGAAUCCGCUACCACCUUCGGUGGACAUCAGGUCGCCGACAUCGGAGGUGUCACCGCUGCACGCCAUGUACCCUAUGUGGCGGCCAUAUUCACCACCCUGGGCGUUGGUGGAACGACCGCCGACACCACCUCAACCCAGGAUGGAACCGGAGUCUCCCCCACCCUUCAUUCAGUUGGGGACCCCACCCAGGUCGCCUACACCGGUGGAAUGGCUGCCUACAACCCCGCCAGGAAGUCCGCCACGGUGUAGGUCGCCGAUACCCAGGGCGCAGUCUCCCGAGCCCAGGGUGGAGGAGAGAGAGCCGGCGGGACCUCCACCAGAGGCGCAGCCGCCGCCUGCUCACGGUCGGCGUCGCUGCCAUCGACGGCGGCGCGUAAUUUUAAAUUUAACUUUAAAUUUUAUUUUUAAAAAUUAAUAAAUUUUUAUUUUUUUAUAAAUUAGUAUAUUUAUUUUGCGUAUCCUGUAUAGAAAUUAGACUGCGUUAGAGUAAGAGUAUUGCGCAUGCGUGAAUAGGUGGGGGAAAAUUUAAGAGUGGGUAUGCGUGAUAGGUUGUAGUGAGGGUAAAUGGUCUAGUGCGCAUGCGUGAAGGUAGGAGUGGGGAUUUCGGGGUAUAUAUUCAGGGAUUUUGGCGAGUUUAGUCAGUAGCUGUUCUGUUCACAGAUUCAGCGGUUCCAACAGCAGCAGCAACAGCAGAUUCCCCUUGCCAUCACUAAUUGUCUUUUUUGUUAUAUUUACUGUCUUUUUUGUUACAUUUACUUUGUAUUGGUUUGUAGGUUAAGUUCUUUAGUUUGUAAGUUCGUUUUGUUUAGUAUAAGUUUGUUAGUUUGUAAGUGUGUUCUUUUUUAGUUUGUAAGUGUGUUCUUUUGUUAGCUUGUAAGUGUGUUCUUUAUUCUUUUUGUUAGCUUGUAAGUGUUUAAUUUCAGGUGCAGAGAUGAAGCGUAAGGCGAAGACCACCGAUGGACCACGUAAGCAUCCAAAUUACGGUACAAUCCUUAAUGAGAGUGACGUAACUGUUACUCUCAUCAAGGAGGCUCUAGAGUUGAUUCCUCUUUUAGACGACGUCAAUUUGAGACGUUCAUUCGUUGAGAGAUGGGUUGUAGAAUGCUCACAACAUGAAAACGUGUUAUCGAGCAUUCUUAAAUCGAUGUACUUCACACAUCAAAAGAAAAGAUGUGUGAGCAUUCUACAAUCCAUCAUAAGGUUUCGCGCAUUAUUUGAGUCCCAUAUUGUAGAUGGCGCUGGAAUUAGUGACCCAGAUAUCAAUAAACGUGUGCGCUGGGAAGAAUGUGAGAGUGCGUUUGCGUGUAGACUGUACACUAAUGUGAUUGUAAAUCUUGUACACAUUGAUAUAAGCGCCUUUUUAGACGAUGGGUCCACACUGUUUCAAGACCAUAUUAGAGGUGCUUUAAAUAAGAAUGGACCCAUCGUCGUGUACGGCGUACUCAUCGCAAACUUCAAGAGGGUGGAGAAUGGCGAAGAAGUUGUAAAGCCGAUUCCUUUUGGAACCAAGGCCAACAACAUCUUCUCUACAACCCUUUUAGAUGAUUGGUUCGAGCAGUACAUUAAGCAGCCGAUUCUACAUAGUGUUGAAGAGUUUUACUCGAAAGGUUCGAAUUGGAACCUUCAAUCGAUUAUAAGGCUUGAAAUCAAUGUAAAUAAAUAUAAUCCAAUGCGUGCAAGCUCUUACAUCGGUUUACCUCCACAAAUAAAAAACAAGCAUGCAUGCAUUAAUGUUGAAAAUAAAGAUAAUCAAUGUUUCAAGUGGGCAGUAUUGUCAGCCCUACAUCCAAAUGUAUCACAUCCUGAGCGCGUUACCAGUUAUAAAGAAUUUAAAGAUGAAUUGAACUUUGAUGGAAUUGAAUUUCCAGUGACGCUUAAAAAUAUCCCGAAAUUUGAAAAGCUUAAUGGUGUCUCGAUUAAUGUCUACGGUCUAUCAAAGAGCUAUGGUAACUUUACGGUACACCCUCUCCAUCUUACUGCGGAAAAAAGAGAUAAGCAUGUACAUCUCUUAUAUGUUGCCGACAUGUAUGCGGAUGAAAAUAAUGAUGAUAAUACUGUAUUGUAUGACAACGAUGAUUUUAUGAACUUCCAUUAUGUGUGGAUUAAAGAUUUGUCACGCCUAGUGUCUAAACAAUUAUCGAAGAAGGCACAUCGAAAACAUAUCUAUGACCGUUGUUUACACUACUUUUCAGGUGUUGAAAGAUUGAACGCACACAUUGAAAAUUGUAAAAAAAUGAAUGAGUGUAAAAUUAAAUUACCGACGCCUGACAAGAGUCUGAUCACAUUUAAAAAUUUUAAGAAUAAAGAAAAGGUGCCAUAUGUAAUUUACGCCGACUGUGAAAGUCUACUUCUUCCAGCGGAUGAAGAUGUAGACAAUUUAAGUAAGACUGAAGUCUUCCAGCGUCACAAAUUGUUAAGCAUCGGAUAUUAUAUCAAAUGUAGCUACGACGAAUCAUUAUGUAAAUAUGUGCCGUGUUCGAAAAAUGAAUCUGACCCUGCGAAAUGGUUUGCUGAGGAGUUAAAGCAGAUUGCAGAGAAAAUGAAUAAGGUUUUUAAAAAUCCGUUACCGAUGACUGCUUUAACUCCUCAAGAAAUCAAUGAUUUUAAGCAAGCGACAAUGUCACAUUUGUCAUGAGAAAAUACAGGCAAGCGAGAAGAAAGUCCGCGAUCACUGUCACCUUACUGGCAAAUAUAGGGGUGCUGCCCAUGAAUCAUGCAAUUUAAACUAUCAAGAUUGUCAAACGAUCCCCGUAGUCUUCCACAAUUUAAGCGGUUACGACGCCCAUUUUAUAAUUCACGCGAUUUCUACGAGCUUUGAAGGAAAAAUUGACCUUCUCCCCAU
Messenger RNA from Leptopilina heterotoma, 3451 nucleotides. RefSeq lists its product as uncharacterized. Lineage: Eukaryota; Metazoa; Arthropoda; Insecta; Hymenoptera; Figitidae. Bases 1541 to 3244 code for a protein of 567 amino acids. The transcript has 2 exons. The record is from RefSeq and is a predicted model, not a curated record.